AUGGACUCCAUAACACAAACAAUCCAGAAAGCAAGGCAAGCUGCCGACGCUAUUCCUAAGCACUCGCCAGACCGACCAUCACGCCUAGCUCGCCUUGCCAAACAGCUCAACAGAAAGUACUCGGCAACUGGUGCAACAGAUUACCUUGACGAAGGUAUCGAACUUCUACGCAUAGCUGUCAGAGCAUCGCCAGACGAUGAUCCAAACAGAGGUCGAAUUGUGCAUAGCCUUUCUUCCCAACUUCACGACAGAUAUAUAAGACAAAAGUCUGUACCCGAUCUUCUCAAGGCCGUCCUAGUCGCUAGAGACUCGAUAGACGCGUGCGGAGAUGAUGACCCAGCUUUGCCCUUGUUUUGGGGGAACCUAGGAAGUCUGCUGAUAGACAGGUACUAUGCCAAGGGUUUCAAAUCGGACCUUCAUGAGGCAGUGGACUGCACUCGUAAAGCUCUGAAUAUGAUGGAUAAACGUAACCCGUUACGUGCUACGCUCUUGGACAAACUUAGCGUCGCCUUGGGUCACUUGCAUUGGAGGGCUGGGUCUAAGUCUGACCCCAAAGUUCAAAGAUAUAUUGAGGAUGCUAUAUCAGCAAGCCGGGAAGCUGUGGCAUUGACACCAAAGCAUCACCCGAGACUGGCUGGUCGAUUGAAGAACUUGGGGACUCAUCUGGGCCACAAAUACCACUUGGCUGGGACAAACAGCGGGCUCCAAGAGUGUAUCAAAUGUCACGUCGCCGCUCUCCGCGCAGAACAGUCGCCAACCCUCCGGCGGAUCCAGGCAGCUGACGAUGCUCUGCCCUACUGUGCCGACCUCAAAGACUGGAAUCUAGCCUUCAAUGUCGCUACCAAUGCGGUUGCCCUGUUUCCAAAACUCAUAUUCCGGUCACAUCAACAUUCAGACAAAUUACACAUGUUGGGCAAGGUUUCCGGAUUAGCAUCUGAUGCUGCCGCCAUGGCCCUGAAUGCGGGGAAGGGUCUUGACGUAGUCUUGGCCAUACUUGAACGGGGUAGAGGGUUGCUUUCUCAGUCAAUGGAGGAGAUGAGGACUGAUCGCGCGAGCUUAAAGGCUCAGCACCCGCAGUAUGCAGAGGAACUGGACAGGAUUCGGGCCGCACUCGACUUUCCGCUAAAGUACAACGAUUCCCUGGAAGAUCCUGAGGAGACUUGGGAGGCCGAGUCAAUUCUUCGGAAGAAAGCUGACAAGAUGCUGGACGACUUACUCGCCAAAAUCCGCAAGCAGCCUGGCUUUGAAGACUAUCUUCUACCACCCUCAGAAACAGCAAUGAGGGCAGCGGCUCAAAAGGGCCCCAUAGUUGUUAUCAACGUGAGCCAGUUCCGAUGCGACGCGAUCAUCGUCAAGCCUGACCGACUUCAUCUAUUACCCCUACCCAAACUUACACUGUCGGCCGUGGAAGACGCUUAUAUGGCUGAACCCGGCCUACCUUCUGUCCAGCCUUCCGGUCCGUUGCCACAAGGGCCUGUAUCCAACAGCAAUUAUAACAUCUGGGAGGCUUUCGUAUCCAAUAUGGGAUGGGAUGGACCUUUGACAAACCCAGCUUCGAGCGGCUUGAGCAGGAAGCCAUCUAAUGCUCUUGGAUCGCCCAAAGUCCUCCGCUGGCUGUGGGAAACCACAGCGAAACCGGUAUUGGACUAUCUCGGCUACAAAGCUAUACCAAAAGACGGUAAAUGGCCUCAUCUAUGGUGGAUACCGACUGGUAGUCUCAGCAGGUUCGCGAUCCACGCCGCUGGUGACUACUACCCUGGGACCUCUGAAACGGUUCUUGACAGGACUGUAUCAUCUUACAGCUCCUCUAUAAAGUCCAUCAUCCAAAGCCGAAGAAGGAGGAUUGCAGUACACAAAUCUCCUUAUGCUCUGCUCGUCGCGAUGGAAACCACAAAAGGUUGCAGCUCAAUGCUACCUUUCGCUUCCAAGGAGGUUUCUCUUGUGGGCGAUAUUUGCAGAUCAAUGUCCCUUCGUCCACUGCAGCCUGGAAAGCAAAAACGGGAUAUCGUCCCUCAUUUACGCGACUGCACUAUCUUCCACUUUGCAGGCCAUGGCCAAAGCGAUGACAAAGAUCCUUUAAACAGCAGGCUCUUGCUCAACGAUUCGAGAAGUGAUCCAUUCACAGUUACUUCGCUAUUUGAUACUAAACUGCACGACAAUCCACCAUUCCUUGCAUACCUGUCAGCCUGCGGGACAGGUCGUAUGGACAAUGAUAGGUUCUCAGACGAAGGCAUCCACUUGAUCAGUGCAUGUCAACUCGCGGGAUUCCGACAUGUGAUAGGUACAUUGUGGGAAGUUAAUGACGAGUCCUGUGUCGAGAUGGCAAGGGUACUCUAUGAGAAUAUCAAGCAUCAAGGGAUCACAGACGACGCUGUCAGUCGUGGAUUGCAUGCGGCAGCACGUCGCCUUCGGGAUGCAUGGUCGAGGAAAUUUACUGAUGGUGGAAGUCGCGGAGGUGUAGCCAGAAGGAAGAAGCAAAGAUCCCCAGAGAUUCGAAGAAACGGCGGGAGAGACAUUAUAGCCUGCGACGAUGAUGAUGAUGGCACGGAGCCGCUCUACUGGAUUCCUUUCGUUCACUUUGGUGUAUAG
Molecule: messenger RNA, 2589 nt
Organism: Fusarium pseudograminearum CS3096
Lineage: Eukaryota; Fungi; Ascomycota; Sordariomycetes; Hypocreales; Nectriaceae
Exons: 1
Coding region: 1-2589 (862 amino acids)
Molecular function (GO): protein binding
Source: RefSeq, a predicted model, not a curated record